AUGUGGAUCACUUCAGGAUCACUUUUCAGCUUGUAUGCCAGGCUCUCCAAAUGUCACCUUUCCACAAGCAGUAUUGAGUACCUGGGACACUACGUAUUAGCUGCUGGUGUAGCUACUGAUUCAAAGAAGAUUCUUACAGUUCAGAAAUGGCCUAUCCCUACAACCCUUAAGCAAAUCAGAGGGUUCCUUGGCCUUGCAGGAUAUUAUAAAAGAUUUAUCCAAGGUUAUAUAAGUAAAGAUGGAACUUUUAAAUGGAAUGAAGGAGCUACCAGGGCAUUUCAGCACUUGAAGGAUGCGCUGAUAUCUGCUUCCGUGUUAGCUGUUCUUAACUUUAACUUGAGUUGUGAUGUUGGCAUAGGAGCUGCUAUUAUGCAGCAAGGGAAACCUAUUGCUUACUUGAGCAAAGGCCUUUCUCUACACCAUAAAGUUAUGUCUGUUUAUGAAUAA
Solanum verrucosum is the source of this 447-nucleotide messenger RNA. RefSeq lists its product as uncharacterized. The record is from RefSeq and is a predicted model, not a curated record. The transcript has a single exon. The coding region runs from base 1 to 447 and encodes 148 amino acids. Lineage: Eukaryota; Viridiplantae; Streptophyta; Magnoliopsida; Solanales; Solanaceae.